Molecule: messenger RNA, 3201 nt
Organism: Megalobrama amblycephala (Wuchang bream)
Lineage: Eukaryota; Metazoa; Chordata; Actinopteri; Cypriniformes; Xenocyprididae
Gene: pmm1
Product: phosphomannomutase 1
Exons: 8
Coding region: 271-1056 (261 amino acids)
Biological process (GO): mannose metabolic process; GDP-mannose biosynthetic process; protein N-linked glycosylation
Cellular component (GO): cytosol
Molecular function (GO): phosphomannomutase activity
Source: RefSeq, a predicted model, not a curated record
AACCACAUGUGCAGAUUCAUUCACACUCAGCAGUGAUCAUGUAGCCUGCAGUAUAUACUUUAAUCAAAGUAGAUACUCGUCAGUAUUGACUUCUUUAUCUUUCGGUUUCAAGAAAGAGGAGAGACUGUGUCUCGUUAUAUUCUUAUGCAUUAACUCAUCUUGAGUCAUUUAGAGUCUUAUCUGUAGCCUAUUUAAUUGUCUUUUUGUUUUCUUUUAUUGUUAUUAUUAUUAUUUUUUUAAAUAUCUACUUCAAUUGCUGGACAAGAAGAAAUGGAUAUAAAGUCUCGUGUAGCCGGAGGUCGAAGGGUUUUGUGCUUGUUUGAUGUGGACGGAACGCUCACACCCCCUAGAGAGAAGAUUGACCCAGAGCUGGACGAAUUUUUCCAGGCCUUGAAACAGAAGGUGAAGAUUGGCGUGGUGGGGGGUUCGGAUUAUUCCAAAAUUGCAGAACAGCUCGGAGAUGGAGAUGAAGUCAUUCACAAGUUUGAUUACGUCUUCGCCGAAAAUGGAACAGUGCAAUACAAAGACGGCAAACUCAUCUCCAAACAGGCCAUUCAGAAUCAUCUGGGUGAGGAGUUACUGCAGGACCUCAUCAACUUCUGCCUCAGCUAUAUGGGGCUCCUCAAACUGCCCAAGAAACGAGGGACGUUCAUUGAGUUUCGUAACGGCAUGAUCAACAUCUCACCCAUCGGACGCAGCUGCACGCUAGAAGAGCGAAUCGAGUUCUCUGAAAUCGACAAGAGAGAGAAGAUACGUGAGAAGUUUGUGGCGGCUCUGCAGCAAGAGUUUGCAGGAAAAGGCCUGCGGUUUACCAGAGGGGGUUUGAUCAGUUUUGACGUGUUCCCGGAAGGCUGGGACAAACGCCUCUGUCUGGAUGUCCUGGAGCAAGAAGGAUUGGACGCCAUCUACUUUUUCGGCAAUGAAACCUCAUUGGGAGGAAACGACUACGAGAUCUUCGAGGACCCUCGUACCAUUGGCUUCACCGUCUGCUCUCCUGAAGACACGGUGCGGCUCUGCAGAGAGAUGUUCUUCAGCGCUCCACCCAAUGAGGCGUGACGGCAGCCGCACACGCACAACAGACUGCCUGAGUGCGGUUCUCCUGCGCCCUCUGCUGGUCACUGUGGGCACUGCAGGCCGUCAGAUUCAGACAAAACCAAACCAAACCCACUGCUGGCCAUCAGACUAAAGGGACUGUAUGUAAAUAUCACUGAUGGACCACUCUCAGUGCGUGUUUAUAGUUUUGUAAUGUUCAAACAUUAAUUUUAAGUCUAAAGUUUUACAACUUUUCACAAUUAAAAGUGUUUUACGGUGGACACGUUCACACUGCAAAGUUUCCGGAGUGACAGAUGCAUUAAAAUACAGUGAAUCCUCUGGAUGAUGGACAGAACGUAGGCGUCACUCCAGAAAUUAUGAUGAUUGACAUGCAACAUCUCACAGCUGUAAACCACAUGGACGACAAAACCCCUCUGGAAGACCUGUUUUUAACCAAUUAGCGAUCAGUAUUAAUAAACCUUAUUUAUUAGUAAACCUUCUUCGGUAGAGGCGCACAUUCUGUUUUUAACUUGCUCCGUCACAUAAUAGUCCUUUCUAUUUAAAUGGAUUGAAGCUAAUAGAGAAAAAGGAUUAUUAAGUUGGCCUGAGAAAGCCAACUUACAGAAAUGCUACUUAAACUUAUAGAUAUUAUUAUUCUUCUGUGACUAAAACUUCUGACUCUAACUCCUCCUAGAGUUUUAACUCUACAACCACCAAUCUCAGACUAGACCUUGUGCGCUAUAUCUUAAGUGAUAAGUGAUCCAACUUAAGGUUUUCCUAAAAAUGACAAUUAAAACUCGGAAAAAUCCCAUAGACUUACUUCUUCUGAUAUACUGUAUAUUGCCUUCAAAACCAUCCAACUUUAAGCUUUAAAACUUUCUGGUCAGGCUUUCUCAAGCCAACUUCAAAGUUUGUCUUGACAAACUUUUUUUAUCUAGUUGUAUUUACAAUUUAAUGUGAAGUACAUAAAACUUUUUUUUUUUUUUUGAUAAUAUGCAUACUUUCACUCCUAACAUCUUCAAAUCUACUCUUUCUUGUCUCAUUACAUUAACAAAUAAGCAGUACAAGAAUAAUAUAAACACUGGAAAAAAAUAUUUUUCGAAGUUGUAUAUAAAAAGAUUAUUGGACUUUACAAGAAAAUACUUUCUACUUCAAAAUGUCAUGUUUAAUUCUAUGCAUUACUUGCCUUUUCUUUGUAAUUAUUUGUUAAAUUUACUAGCAAGAAUUAAAUUUAUUUCUUGAACCUUUUUUUUGUGAAUGAUAUAAUUUUAUUUCAAAACCGCAAAAUUUGACAAAAAGUAGUAGACGUCGAGUAAUUUGUGCCCCUGAAUAUUACUGUCGAUCAUUUAACAUUUCUGUCGAACAACAGUUGUCACAUAAAUGUUUAUCUUACCUCAAGAUGCGAUCACAUUCUUCAACCGUUAAAACUGAAGCGUCGCGUUUGAAUUCCCGCUCGUGAAAAUAGUAAACCCCGCCUCCUGAUUUGAUUGGCCAUCUCAAACAUUGAUGAGCGUUGUAGACCGACAGACUGAAAUUUAAACUUUUAAAACUUUUGUCAUCCUAACGGCAAACAGAGCAGUGUGUAAGGAACUUCAGCAGAGCAGCACCAAUAAUGUCAGAAAUGAAAAGACAAUUUUGGCAAUAUCUGAUUAUUAAUCAGAUGACAGCGGUGUUUACGACCUUGAAGACACAUCAGUUUCUCGGAUGAGCCGUCGUACUCGUGUCCCAAACCAGUUAAGUGUUUCAGCUCGGUUCUGUGUCAGAUAAUGUUUUGAAUUAUUCAGGAGAUCAUUCGGUUGGCACUGCUGUAAAUGACGGACAUCUUGUGUAAUGUCAAUCAAACAUUUAUGAAUGACAAAGUAAUUUCAGUGUGAACGUGACCGCUGUAUUCGUAAUGAAACGAGUGAUAAAUUCCGUGUUAAUCUCAGGUUUUGUGAUGGUCUCGUGAUCUUAUUUGCGGUCACACUUGAUUUCAGACUGAGUUUAUCAGUGUGUCCGAGUGUUUGUGAUUGAAUGCAUUUCGAUUAUUCACUCUUUGAUCUCAGACUGGACUCUUGAGAUACAACAUCCCACAUAUUUAUGAAUGACAGAGACAAAGAUUAAUGUUUGUAUAGUGAAGAAACAUGAAAUUGACACACUGAUAAUGAAAAAGCGGUGAGUUGAUUUAAA